Messenger RNA from Hibiscus syriacus, 438 nucleotides. RefSeq names its product E3 ubiquitin-protein ligase SPL2-like. The record is from RefSeq and is a predicted model, not a curated record. NCBI's taxonomy places the organism in Eukaryota, Viridiplantae, Streptophyta, Magnoliopsida, Malvales, Malvaceae. Gene Ontology annotation, molecular function: ubiquitin-protein transferase activity. The transcript has a single exon. The annotation marks the transcript as partial.
UUUAUCUCUGUUUAAACGCCGACAGCUUGUCCUCCAAUGUAGAAGGAGAUUAAGAAGUAAACAGUUGGGAAUAUGUCCUCGCAUGAACAAGCAGUUGCCUCCUUAAUCUCACAACUAGCUCUCUCUUUCGACGACGUCGUUUUAGGGGCUACCUUAGCCUACGCCACCUUCUGUACAAUAUUCCGGUUCAAGGCUACCUCCACUGCCCUCCGCAAAAUCCGCGGUUCACCGCACUCCCGCUUGUCCGACCUCCGUUCCCUCCCCGAGGAUGACAACUUAGAUUCCGCCGAGGAACCUAUCGUCGUCAUUCGCGGCGCCGUCAACGUAAGACCUGCUGCCGAUGGACGGAGCUUGACUAGACUUAAGAAUAACGCGCUCGUCUGUCAAGAGUCUGGCGAUAAAGCUGUUAUCAUCCAAAGCAGGGUUUCAAAUCGCGGU